Molecule: messenger RNA, 2064 nt
Organism: Penicillium angulare
Lineage: Eukaryota; Fungi; Ascomycota; Eurotiomycetes; Eurotiales; Aspergillaceae
Exons: 4
Coding region: 1-2064 (687 amino acids)
Molecular function (GO): protein binding
Source: RefSeq, a predicted model, not a curated record
AUGGUGGAGCUGAGAUUACUUGGGGGAAGUUCAGUACCCAUUUUGACCAAGAACCCAAACACAGUGCACGGCGGGUUAACGAUGACCUCUCCAUCUUUUGAAAAUGCAAAUUCGGAAUUCCAGGUGGGGAUAAAUCAAGGGUCGAUAUACCUUUCCCAAGAGCGAUCGGAACCCCGCUUCGAGCCUCUGUCAACUGUACCAUUCCAGCGCGACCCAGACUUCGUUUGUCGUGAUGGACCCCUCAACCAAAUUCACCAAAGAGCCUCUCUCCCGGGGGCCAGAAUAGUCCUCGUCGGUCUUGGUGGCGUUGGGAAAACACAGCUUGCCAUCGAAUACUGCCACUGGGUGCGACAAAGAUCUCCGGAGACGUGGGUUUUCUGGAUUCAUGCGAGUAACGCGGCCCGCUGCGAGAAAAGCCUCCGGGACCUUGCCGAUCGAGUUGAGAUUCCUGAGCGAGAUGACCGCAACGCGAAUAUAUUCCAACUAGUCGGGAAAUGGCUACAAGACAAGAGGAUUGGAAAAUGGAUUCUCGUCCUAGAUAAUGUCGAUGAUGACGAGCUCAUUCGCAAACCUUUAGCAACCGGUACGGAGAGCCAAUCAAGCAGCCCGAUCAAUGCAUCGACGCAGCCGCCGCUAUGGUACCUCCUCGAAAGCUCAAAUGGCUCCAUUAUUAUCAUUAGUCGGAGUAAAGGAGUAGCGUUGAACAUCGCUAGUCCUAAGAAUCUCAUCGAAGUACAACCAAUGGAAAAGUCUGAAGCGAUGGACCUGUUACAGAAAAAAGCAGAUAUACCUGCAGAGAGUGAAGACAUAGCGCCCCUGGUGGAGGCCCUUGAAUUCAUGCCACUUGCGAUCGUACAGGCUGCCGCCUAUAUCACGCACCGUUCACCUCGAUGUUCAGUAUCUCAAUACCUUGAGAAAAUCCAGAAGAGUGAUAGGGAAGCAGCACAGCUGCUUAAUUACGCGGCAGGCGUUCUUCACCGAGACUGGGAAGCCAAGAACUCUAUUCUGGUCACUUGGCAAAUCUCCUUUGACUAUAUCCAUGGUCUAAGACCGUCUGCGACAGGCCUUCUUUCUCUUAUGAGCUUUUUUGAUCGUCAAGGAAUUCCUGAGAGCAUUCUCCGAGUCCGGCAAAGCCAGGAAACUCACAGAGAUAUAUCCCCUGGAGAAAAUGAAGAUAGUUCCGGUGAAGAGGGCGAAGGCAGCUUGUCUGGCUCUGACACUGAUCAGUGUUUUGAAGACGAUAUUAGCACACUUACCGACUUUGCAUUAAUUUCAAUCGGCGAGCAAAGCACGGUAUUCAUAAUGCAUCGACUAGUGCAAUUGACCGUGCGCACUUGGAUGAAAACUAAUGGCCAGCUUGAACAGGGCGUUUGGUAUGCGCAAGAAAUUGGGAAUAUAACGGACGCGACAGAAAUGGCACUGAAGUCAAGAAAGCAGAGAUUGAAAUUUUUUGGCGCAGAAAAUGAAAAAACCCUUCAGAGUACUGCAAUAUUAGCGGCAGCAUACAGUGACGAGGGCCUGUGGAAGGACGCUGAGCAGCUCGAAAUGCUGGUGAUGGAAACUCGCAAGACCAAGCUCGGCGAGGACCAUCCCGACACACUAACGAGUAUAGCCAACCUGGCGUUAACGUAUAGCGCUCAGGGCCGGUGGGAGGAGGCCGAGCAGCUCCAGGUGCAGGAUAUGGAGACGAGCAAGACCAAGCUCGGCGCAGACCAUCCCGACACGCUGACGAGCAUGGCCAACCUGGCGUUAACGUAUAUGGAACAGGGCCGGGUAGAGGACGCUGAGCAGCUCCAUAUGCAAGUGAUAGAGACUCGCAAGACAAAGAUUGGAGAGGACCAUCCCGACACACUAUGCAGUAUGGCCAGUCUUGCUUUCACCUGCAAAUCUACAGGUCGAAAAGCCGAUGCUAUGAAUUUGCUGAGGAUCUGCGUAGCUAAGCAGCAACUAUUCAUAGGUCCUGCUCAUCCUGACACUGUGCUCAAUUCCAACACUUUGCUGGAAUGGGAAACUGAGGAGCUUGGUACCGAUUCGCAUUUCAUGAAAAGUACCUCGGUUUAUUGA